Wyeomyia smithii (pitcher-plant mosquito) is the source of this 3853-nucleotide messenger RNA. RefSeq lists its product as uncharacterized. Gene Ontology annotation, biological process: iron ion transport. NCBI's taxonomy places the organism in Eukaryota, Metazoa, Arthropoda, Insecta, Diptera, Culicidae. Gene Ontology annotation, molecular function: copper ion binding; oxidoreductase activity. The coding region runs from base 798 to 3818 and encodes 1006 amino acids. The transcript has 7 exons. The record is from RefSeq and is a predicted model, not a curated record. Gene Ontology annotation, cellular component: plasma membrane.
CUGCGCAUGCUGCUAAAGGUUCGGUCAUAUGCGCAAAGCAGCGUUUGUUGCCGGUUUGCUUUCGGUCAGUUUAUCUAUAGCUGCUAAUACCGCAAUCAGUCGCUUCUUCGCUGGCAUCGCAAGUACGCCCAAAAUUUACUGCUGCCCAAGAAAUCGCGGGAAAGAAUAGUGUUUGCAGCGUGCGAGGUUAAGCCGUUUGUGAAAUAUCUGUUACUAAAAUUUAGCUGAAAUUGAAGUAAGAGAAGUGAAUAAUUUGUUGAAUUAGGAAAUAAGGGUACAAAGGUUAAGAUCGGUGUUGAUGUGCUAGUAAAGUGCUGGUUAUUCAAAAUUAUUACCAACUGGUUACAAACGAAAACAAAAGUGACCAGUUAAGUGAGACUUGAAUGUUGAGUGUCUUACAAUAGUAAUUACAAGUGAAACGUAAAAAAGUCUUGUUGUCUGUCAAGAGAGUGCUUAUCUCUUAUCUGGGAGGUUUUCCAUUGUCAAGAUAUUAGCAAGUGAUCUUGUCUAUGCAGCAAGUUUAGCCGGAUGACGGUACGUGAAUUGCAAAUUUUUUGAAAAUUGUCACACGUGAACUAAAGCGAAGCAUCAAAGAUUCUUUACAUACGAAAGGCUCCUAAAGAAAAGUCGCGUUGGCACCGGUGGCUGCUUAUCAAAUGCAGUUUUGUGAAAUGAUAUGAAUACGGCUAGACUACGUUUAUUGCACGUUAAUUUCUGUUGCAACUUCUGAAGCUGGAAGCAAACUACUCAAACUCAACCAACAGAUCGAUCAAUCGGCUAGCACAUAAAAGCGCCAGAUGAAGAGCUACGGUUGCAGGCAGCAUCUCCUGAUGCAUCUUCAGUGGACAGCCAAUGGGCUGCUAAUGAUUGCCGCUUUGGGUCUGUUGCUCUCUGUCGUUCACGGUCAAGUUGUUAGCUCAGGUUGUGAUCCGGAAAAGUGUUCACCAGCAGUUGAAAUACCGGCCAGCUUGCUGCAAAUAGGUGAACGAACUAGGAAAGAGCUCGUCAACUGUUGUGAGGUAACUCGUAUGUACUGUGACUACAGUGCGUGUCCGGUGGUGAUUGAAUUUUGUGACGUGAACAAAACGGUUCGACCUAGGAUUGUCAACGGAAGAUGCUGCACAUUGUAUGAGUGCGAAAAUUCCUCGCCAGAUAAAUACUGCGAAGUAGUGAUCAAUGGAACCGCCACACGGAAACACGUUGGCGAGAAAUGGUUCAGUAUGGUUAAUAGUACAACGUGUAUGAAUUUUGAAUGUUUGAAUAAUGGACCAACAGAUACUGAACCGUUUGUAAAUUCAAUCGGUAUUUCUUGUAGUACCAGUUGUCCUGAGGGCUUCACACCGCAGUACUCCGACAAGCAUUGCUGCCCACAGUGCGUCCAGGCGAUGUGCCGCUUCAACGAUCAAUUUCAUCAGGAAGGUGAAACAUGGAACAGUCCGGACGGAUGUCUACGGUACCGGUGUAUGAGGGAAGAAGGACUGCUUUCGAUCACCUCUGAACGCAGACGGUGUCCUCAACUACUAGAUUGUCCGCCGGAGCAUAUCGUACAGCAAAACUGUUGCAAUAUUUGCAACAUCUCAAAACCAGUACCGACAGUUCCGGUUCCUCGGGAGACAGAAGAAUUCUAUACCGAACUAGACUACAAGGAUCACAGGUGCAACAGGGAAUGCAUGAGAGGGCGAAAACCAUUAACCUGCUAUUACAAAUUCAGCAUGGAGUGGUAUCAAACUAUGAGCAAGGCUUGUUACGAAUGUCCGUACAAUUCAACAGAUUGUUUACGGCCACAUUGCAUUCCCGGAGACGGUGUUAAGAGAAAUGUGAUGGUUAUCAACAGAAUGAUGCCUGGUCCUUCCAUUGAAGUUUGUGAAAAUGAUAUUAUUGUUGUUGAUGUAGAAAAUCACCUCAUGGGAGAAAGUACCACUAUUCAUUGGCACGGUUUGCAUCAAAAACGAACGCCUUAUAUGGACGGUGUGCCGCACAUUUCUCAAUGCCCAAUUAGCCCAGAAACAACAUUCCGAUACACUUUCAAGGCAGAUAAUCCCGGAACACAUUUCUGGCAUUCUCAUACAGGAAUGCAGCGAGGUGACGGAGCUUUUGGGCCACUUAUCAUAAGAAGAGACAAUGAUCCUCAGCAGCUGGUGUAUGAUUAUGACCUUUCCGAUCAUGUGAUAACUGUUCAGGAUUGGGGUCAUGUAGCUGGCGUUCAAAUGUUCACUGCCCAUCAUCACUCAACUGGAGACAACAAACCUCCUAAUAUUCUAAUCAAUGGUCGAGGGAAAUACUUCAAACGGUAUCCGAAAACAGCCAGCAUCACUACCACAACUAAACAAACCCAGUUGAGCAUUCCGGCAAAGCCAACAACGAUCACUCCUGCAAUCACAAACAAUCUAGAUGAUUCUGAAUUAAUACAAAACUCGCGAGAUAGUAGUUUAAAGUUGGAACUCAGUACAGCUGAGUUGACAAAUGCAAGACUUUUCAACGUGAGCAACUCUCGAACUCUGGUUCGGAAGAAGCGACAGUCACGUACUGUUGACUUCAACGCUGUGGUCGUUCCAGAGUCGGAACACAUACCUGUGAAGGUAUUCUAUGUGGAACAGAAGAAACGCUAUCGAUUCAGACUAAUCAACGCGGAGUUCCUUAACUGUCCCGUUGAGCUGUCCAUUGAAGGUCACAACAUGACGGUUAUUGCGUCCGACAGUUUCGAUAUAAAUCCAAUUGAAGAUCUCGCCUCUUUCGUCAGUUACGCAGGUGAACGCUUUGACUUCGUACUACGCGCUAAUCAACCGAUUGGAAACUAUCUGAUGAGAUUCCGAGGUCUGAUGGAUUGCGACGAACGGUUUACCUCGGCGUACCAAGUGGCAGUACUCAGAUAUAAGGGCGCCCCGGAAGUGGAAUACGAUGUAUGGCCGAGCUAUGAUUUUCCCUUGGAAGGCAUGCAGCUAAAUGCGUUGAACAAGGGUACGGGUCUUGUAGACACGCUAUCCAUUGCCGAAACCUCUUCCAGGGAUCAAGAAGAUCUGCUAUUGCUAAAGGAAAAAACUGACUACAAAUUCUACGUUUACUAUGAUUUUUAUGCCAAGGACAAUCCGCACUUCCAUGUUCCGGAUUUGUAUGGGUUCAAAGAUGUAAUUAACAGUACUAAUCGGUUGUUCACACCUCAACUGAAUCACAUUUCCAUGCGGAUGCCUUCGGAGCCGAUGAUGCCUGGCAAGGAUCGACUAGACGAGAGCCUUUUCUGCAAUGCUAGUUCGCUAAUGCAGCAAGGCAUCAACUGCAGAGAAGAAUUUUGUCAGUGCAGUCACGUCCUGCAAGUGCCACUUAACGCAACCGUUGAGAUGGUGCUGAUUGACGAGGGUUUCACAUUCGAUGCCAAUCAUCCGUUUCACUUGCACGGCCACGCAUUCCGUGUAGUUAGUAUGGAACGGCUUGGAGUGAAUGUUACUGCCGAAGAAGUUAAACGGUUGGAUGAGGAGGGUAAAAUCAAAAGGCGUCUGAAAGGAGCACCGAUCAAAGACACGGUAACCAUUCCGGACGGAGGUUACACCAUAAUCCGCUUCAUCGCUAGUAAUCCAGGCUACUGGUUAUUCCAUUGUCAUAUCGAGUUCCACGCGGAAAUCGGUAUGGCGUUGGUAUUGAAGGUGGGGGAUAAAUCCGAAAUGAUUUCCGCUCCUACGGGAUUUCCUACUUGCGCCAGUUUCAAACCGGAUUACAGCAAACAGCAGUAUUCCAGUGGAUGGCGAUUGUCCGCCGAACAAUGUACCUUCCAGCAGCUCAUUUCAGUGAUAGUUAUAAUGAUGGUAAUGAAGAGAUUUGCAUGAAUGUGAUAUUUAUUUGUAAAUAAGGUUGUUUUAUG